AUGGCAUCUCCUGUGACUAUAACCAAUCGACCGCGAGAGGAUAUAAAAGUCGUCUUUGAUCAUGAGCUCACCAAUGCACCGGGCAAAUCAAUCAUCGGACUUCGCCUGAACUAUCCUCCCGAUGGUUUUACCCCUCCACAUCGACAUGGCGGUGCAACUGUUGUCGCCCAUAUUCUCUUAGGCGAGCUCUUGAGUGGCAUGAACGGCAAUCCGCCCAGGGUUUACAAACCGGGGGAAUCUUUCGUCGAAUUGCCUGGAUGUCAUCACACCGUGGGAGAGAAUAACAGCAAAACUGGGUCGACUCAGGCUCUCGCCAUCUUUGUGGUGGACACUGAAGUGGUUAAGGCCGGCGGUUAUGCAGCCUUGACGGUGCUUGACGAGGGAUGGUAG
Messenger RNA from Trichoderma citrinoviride, 390 nucleotides. RefSeq lists its product as hypothetical. Lineage: Eukaryota; Fungi; Ascomycota; Sordariomycetes; Hypocreales; Hypocreaceae. The coding region runs from base 1 to 390 and encodes 129 amino acids. The record is from RefSeq and is a predicted model, not a curated record. The transcript is spliced from 2 exons.